This is a messenger RNA of Pezoporus flaviventris, 876 nucleotides long. RefSeq lists its product as uncharacterized. The record is from RefSeq and is a predicted model, not a curated record. Lineage: Eukaryota; Metazoa; Chordata; Aves; Psittaciformes; Psittacidae. The transcript has 7 exons. Gene Ontology annotation, cellular component: cytoplasm. Bases 1 to 861 code for a protein of 286 amino acids.
AUGGAAGAGGAACGCGCUGCACACAUGCGGUUUAUCCAGACUUUCCUGCAGAGCUCAGAGAAGACCCUGGAUGCCGUGGACGUCCUGCUGGAGAGCUUGGUGCUCAGCUCCCCGGGCUCCAGGGACCUGUGGAGAAUUUUGCAGAUGCUGCUGCCCUUCACCAACAUCAAGCACCCAGCUGUAUGUGAAUGGGCCGUGGCAAGGAUCGCAAAGCUGGCUGAUUUGAUGGCCAGCUCUUCCUCAGUGCAGGUCUGGAGCUUGCUUGGACACGACCACAGCUCUUCCCACCAUGACAUCAGCAAGGACCGCUUGCUGGGACGGCUGCUGGGAUGUCUCAUUGUUUGCUGGACUAGCAAGAUCUGGGCGAUCCAGCAGGAGGCUUUGGUUGCUCUUCAUCACCUCUCCAUAUUCAUCCAGCACCAAAAAUGCAUGACGUCACCUCAACCAGACAAUUGUCAUGAUCAUCCAGAGCAUCCCCAGGCUGGAGGGAAGAGGGAAGCAGGGAAACCCUCCUGUCUUUCUCUGUGCAGCACGAGGAGCAUGGCAAAGGCAUUUGGGGAAUACCUCCACCCUGCUGAUAAGACAGUCAUCAUCCUCAGGGCCAUACAGGCCAUGAGAGACCCAUGUGUAUGUGACAAGGAGGAGCUGAUCAGCAUCCUGAACGUGGCCAUGACAGAACCUGCCUCCUGGCUGACAGAGGUGUGGUUCAUCACGCGCUGCAUCUAUAACAACUUGCAGCACAUCAGUGCAGCAUCAGCCCGGUGCAGCCUGAAGUCGCUGUUUCUAAGCAUGGCACAGCAGAACCCCAGGGAGAUGAUCUUGAGCCUUAUAGAUAUCUCUCCAGCAUGUAACAGGUACUGACCCCCACAGCCCUUG